Messenger RNA from Clonostachys solani, 1050 nucleotides. NCBI's taxonomy places the organism in Eukaryota, Fungi, Ascomycota, Sordariomycetes, Hypocreales, Bionectriaceae. The record is from the annotation of a GenBank genome assembly.
AUGCGUUCCGCCGCUCUUGCUCUUGCCCUCGGCGCUCUCAGCGCGGUUGCCCCCGUCUCGGGCGAUUCCAGCAAUGGUGCUGGUCUUGCAGCUCGCUCCGAGGACGAGCUCCUUCACCUUCCUGCCAGAAGUCUCGACGGAGAGGAAGCCAACGCUGUUUUCGCACGAGACCAUGAGCACGAUAUCGAGGAGCGUGAUCUCGAGGAGCGCGAUGAGACCCCCAAGCUGUUCGGACGCGACUAUACAUGCCCCCACUGCGGCGAGAGAUUGACCACCGUCGGCAAGCUUCAGGAACAUGUUGCUGAACACAAGAACGGACGAAGGCCCGCCAAGAAGGGCCGUCGCGAUCUCGAGAAGCGCGACUACACUUGCCCUCACUGUGGCGAGAGGUUGAACACCGUCGGUAGGCUUCAGGAACACGUUGCUGAACACAAGAACGGACGAAGGCCUGCCAAGAAAGGUCGCCGUGAUCUCGAGAAGCGUGACUACACGUGUCCCCACUGUGGCGAGAGGUUGAACACCGUCGGCAGGCUUCAGGAACACAGUGUCGCUGAACACAAGAACGGGCGAAGGCCCGCCAAGAAGGGUCGCCGUAGUCUUGAGAGACGUGACUACACUUGCCCCCACUGCGGCGAGAGACUGAACACCGUUGGCAGGCUUCAAGAACACGUUGCUGAACACAAGAACGGGAGGAGGCCCGCCAAGAAAGGCCGCCGCGAUCUCUGGGAGAUCGAGGAGCGCGAUGACUUGGACUCUCCCCAGCUGUUUGGACGUGACUACACGUGCCCCCACUGUGGCGAGAGACUGACCACUGUCGGAAAGCUUCAAGAGCAUGUUGCCGAACAUAAGAACGGAAGGAGACCCGCCAAGAAAGGCCGCCGCGAUGUCGAGGAGAUCGAGGAGCGCGAUGAGUCUGACUCCCCCCAACUGUUCGGACGUGACUACACAUGCCCCCACUGCGGCGAGAGAUUGAACACCGUCGGCAGGCUCCAAGAACACGUUGCCGAACACAAGAACGGCCGAAGGCCCGCUAAGAAGGGCCGCAAAUAA